This is a messenger RNA of Closterium sp. Naga37s-1, 1389 nucleotides long. Lineage: Eukaryota; Viridiplantae; Streptophyta; Zygnematophyceae; Desmidiales; Closteriaceae. The record is from the annotation of a GenBank genome assembly.
AUGGCAUCGGAGGACGAGUCGUCGUCAGCCUUCGUGUCAGAGUCUGAGGAGGAGAAGGCAGUUCUGCUGGCUAAGGGCGGCGCGGCAGCAGGAGAGGCAAUCGAGGAAGCUUCGGAGGCGGAGGCGACGGAAACGGCAGAAGAGGACACGGAAGCGGAAGAGACGGCGGAGGAGGAUAACGACGAGGACGACGACGACGAUGAGAAGGACGAGGAGGGCGGUGCGGCGGAGGCGGAGGAGGAGGUGGUGAUGCUACUGUGCGUGCUGAGUCUCGACGACGGCGACGUGCUGCGAAAGCGGAAGAUCUGGCGCCGCAUCACCGUGCCGGCCGACUUCUCGUUGCUCGAGCUGCACGUCGCGCUGCAAAACGCGUUCGACUGGGAGGACACGCACCUCCACGACUUCACCCAGCCGCGCCGCCACGCGUGGCGCCGCCUGCUCGACCCGGCCGCCGCGCUCGCGGACGAAAUUACCGACUCGGAGGCCGAAACCGACGGCGCUACAGCCAAACCCAAGCCCGCUACAGCCGCCGCCGCUACAGCCGGCAUCAUUGCCCCUGCUACAUCCGAGGCCGUUCUCCCGCCGCUCCCCGACACGCAGUACCGGGGGUUUGGCCGGACGGAUCUUUCGGCUGUAGCGGAGCUGCUACAGCUGGAUUUGGAUUCUCUGCCGCCCGGUUUCACGCGCACGUUCAAGACUGUAGCAGGGGCGAAGGAGGAGGCGGCGGACGAUUUGAUUCUGACGCCGGCCAGUUUGGAUCUGGGCGGCAGUGCUGAGGUGGUGUUUGUGGAGCAUGCUGACGUGGCAGCGGCGGGAGAAGGGAAGGAGGUGUCGGUGCUGACUGGGCCCGGCGAGGUGUUGGACGAGAGGGCGUUUGAAGUGGGGGCGGUGUUUUCCAAGAACGAUCCGCUGCUGGUCUACCAGUACGACUUUGGGAUGAGCUACGAGGUGCACCUCAUUUUCGAGGGUAAAUUCCCCGCCACCGAGGGGGUGAAUUACCCGACGUGUCUGGCGGGCGCGGGCGCGAGUCCUGCAGAGGACGGCAACGACAUGGAUGAUGAGGGCGCACUGCUGCCCUCAUAUGACUACACCGACUUUGCUGUUCUUGAUGUUCUUGCAAACUUUGAGAAGUCCUUUGAGGACGCCUGGCCAGUGGGGCCAGGCUCGGAAGACAGCAUCGACGCUCCCCGAUGCUACAUGUGCAGGUACAACCGUGAGUGUGGGCGGCGUCGCGAGUGCACGGGCAAGUGCUGCGGGUACUGCCUCAAGGCGCCGCUGCACCUGCUUGCCGGCUCCAUCCCGCUGCGCGAUGCCGAUGCUGCAUAUGAGGGCGCUGUUCAGAAGCUGCAGCAGCAGCAGAGCAAGGCCGCUGAGAGUGCCGAGGCCUAG